UGUUGGUUAAGACAUAGUGAACAUGAACUGAAUGUUUUAGGAUGCGCUUCUUUUUUUUUCUUUUCAGUAGAGACUGGUUGUGCUUGAUGAAGCAGGACGCAAACACUCUGGCUUCGCUUUGAUUCAUUUCAGUCUGCUACAACAACAAUUUCUGAGGACAGGAUUUUUUAAGGUCUUAUAUUUUGUAGGAAACCUUUCUAACAAUGGAUCUCUACAUAAAAAAUUACGGGAUUUUAAGAUGGCUAUUCUGCACCAAGCUGAGGUUUCGAACGAUUAUUGUCCUCCUUUUUCUGAGCCACAAUGUCGGCUGUCAAAUACGCUACUCAGUCCCAGAGGAAAUGAAGAAAGGAUCUAACAUCGGUAAUGUCGCGCUGGACCUCGGAAUAGAUACGCAGAGGCUCCGUUCUGGUCGGGCCCGCAUCGUGACGGGAGAAAACAUCCAGUACACCGAGYUGAAGGYAGACAAAGGGAUUUUAGUGGUGAAGGAGAGAAUCGACCGGGAGCAGCUUUGUGGAGAAGUGACGCCUUGUAGCUUCAGUUUUGAUUUGAUUUUAGAAAGCCCCAUGGAGCUUCAUCACAUCACGGUGGAGGUUUUGGACAUUAAUGAUAAUUCGCCGUCUUUCCAUCAGCACGAUAUGAAACUAACGAUCGGAGAGUCAGCCGCACCCGGAGCACGUUUUGUUUUGCCAACAGCUAACGACCCUGAUGUCGGAGUGAACGGGCUUCAGGACUACGAUUUAUCUCCAAAUGAAAAUUUCAUAUUAAAAAAACAUUCAAAUACGGAAGGACGCAAAUACGCCGAGAUGGUGCUUGAAAAGCCUUUAGACAGAGAGCUAAACCCAAGUUUAUCCUUAAAGCUGAUAGCCGUGGACGGUGGAUCUCCACAGAAAUCUGGUAUUGUAAAUAUUGAUAUAACAGUUCUAGAUGCAAAUGAUAAUCCUCCAGUUUUCAAUCAGUCUAUUUAUAAAUCCAGUGUCAUUGAAAAUGCGGAAAGAGGCACGCACAUCGUCACAGUGAAUGCGUCUGAUGCAGACACUGGUUCCAAUGGUCUGAUUUAUUAUUAUAUUUCAAAAAUGCAAGGCAACAUUAACAAUGUUUUUGAAAUAAAUAAAACAACAGGCGCGAUUUUCCUCUCUGGACAGGUUGACUAUGAGCAUUCAAAGAAAUAUGAAAUUAGAAUUGAGGCAACAGAUCAAGGAGCUUUAACAGACUCUAGUAAAGUCAUUGUUGAAGUGAUUGACGCAAACGAUAACGCACCACUUAUUAAUGUGAUGUCAUUCACUAGUCCUCUGUCAGAAGACUCCCCUCCUGAUACAACUAUAGGCAUUAUUAACGUGAAGGACCUUGACUCUGGAGAAAAUGGAUUUGUAACAUGCAGAAUAGAGGAAGAGUCGCCUUUUAAGAUUAAGUCUAAUUUAAGAAAUUAUUAUACUUUAGUGACGGAUUCUGUGUUAGACCGUGAAAGUGUUUCAGAAUAUAACAUUACUGUUGUUGCUUCAGAUAAUGGAGUCCCUCCUCACUCAGCGAAGAAGAAAUUUACUUUAAAGAUCUCUGAUGUGAAUGAUAACGCUCCAGUAUUUGAGAAAAAUCCGUAUGACGCUUUUAUUGUUGAAAAUAAUUCACCGGGAAUUAAUYUGCUGACAGUAAAAGCGACAGAUCCAGAUGCAAACCAAAAUGCACGUAUAUCAUACCUGCUGGACGGAAAUGACGUAGGAGGAUCCCCGAUGUCUGAAUAUGUUUCUGUAAAUGUAGAAACAGGAGUGGUCCAGGCAGUGCGCUCUUUUGAUUAUGAACAAAUUAAAGAGUUAGUUUUUGUUGUCAAAGCUCAGGAUGGAGGCUCUCCUCCACUCAGCAGCAACGUAACAGUGAAAAUCCUGAUCCAGGACCAGAACGAUAACCCUCCUCAGGUUCUGUACCCGGUGCAGACCGGGGGCUCUGUGGUGGCUGAGAUGGUGCCUCGUUCAGCAGAUGUGGGCUAUCUGGUGACUAAAGUGGUGGCUGUUGAUGUGGACUCUGGACAGAACGCCUGGCUCUCCUAUAAACUGCAGAAAUCCACAGACAGGGCGCUGUUUGAAGUGGGCUUACAGAAUGGAGAAAUCCGAACUCUCCGUCAGGUGACUGAUAAAGAUGCUGUGAAACAAAGACUGACUGUUAUAGUGGAGGACAACGGGCAGCCGUCUCGUUCAGCUACAGUCAUUGUUAACGUGGCGGUGGCGGACAGCUUCCCGGAAGUGCUUGUGGACUUCACUGACUCUCCACACGACAAGGAGUACAAUGACACGCUGACUUUUUACUUAGUGUUGGCUCUGGCUGUGGUGUCCUUCCUCUUCAUCACCUGUUUAGUGGUUAUUAUCUCAGUCAAAAUCUACAGAUGGAGACAGUCUCGCAUCCUKUAUCACUCCAACCUCCCUGUCAUUCCAUAUUAUCCACCACGUUACUCAGACACUUUGGGGACAGGGACUCUCCAACAUGUGUACAAUUACGAGGUGUGCAGGACGACUGACUCCAGAAAGAGUGACUGUAAAUUCGGGGUAGCUGCGAGUCAGAACGUGUUGAUAAUGAAUCCCAGUUCUACAGGAACCAUGCAGAGAAUCCAGAGUGACAAGAACCUCCUGGAUCAGCCUGACUCUCCUGUAGAGGUUAGUUUUUAACUUUAGCUGCAUUACCUAUUUUUUUUUUUUUUUUUUUUUUUUUUUUUGUCUUGUUUGGAAGACUUUCUGUUUGUGUGCUUUGGGUUUUUGUUUCAGCACCAUGGACAGUGAGUUUUCAGGCAUUGCUAAAUAAAGCUCCUAAUAGAUGAACAACUAUUAUCUGUACUACAGUGUUUCUAUAUCAAUUACUGGCAUGGAUUUUGUUUAUUCAUUUUUAACAAUUUAGUUGUGCAUAGAUGUAAACUUGUGCUUUAGAUUAUAGUCUUAAUACAUAAGCAAUUAUUUACCAUUUAAACAUAGUGUUUCCUAUUUCAAACAUUUCCAUUAUCAAUACAUUUAGGAUGGUCAGACAGUAUUUAUUGGUCAGUGAUUAAAGUUGGAGAUGGUGGCCCUUUCGCUACACCUGCUCUUUUUGUUGUUGUUGUUCUUUAAAAUUGUUGUUCUUCAUUUCUUGGUGUUCAUUUCCACACCAUGAACAGCACGUUUUCACGUUUGUUAAACAUUCUCCAGAUUGAAAGUUGUCUGUGUGAUAAUGUUUCCUUGACAAAAACAUCCUGGACCAACCUGAUUCUCUUGUAGAUUUUAGAUUAUAAUUUUUGCUGCUCUUGUGUUAUUUAUUUUUAUGUGCUUCUAUAUGCUUUGGAAUUUGUUUCAGC
Molecule: messenger RNA, 3307 nt
Organism: Austrofundulus limnaeus
Lineage: Eukaryota; Metazoa; Chordata; Actinopteri; Cyprinodontiformes; Rivulidae
Product: protocadherin gamma-A3
Exons: 1
Coding region: 204-2651 (815 amino acids)
Biological process (GO): homophilic cell-cell adhesion
Cellular component (GO): plasma membrane
Molecular function (GO): calcium ion binding
Source: RefSeq, a predicted model, not a curated record